Priapulus caudatus is the source of this 1064-nucleotide messenger RNA. Its product is annotated as anoctamin-7-like. The transcript has 10 exons. The record is from RefSeq and is a predicted model, not a curated record. Gene Ontology annotation, molecular function: chloride channel activity. Bases 6 to 1064 code for a protein of 352 amino acids. Gene Ontology annotation, cellular component: plasma membrane. Lineage: Eukaryota; Metazoa; Priapulida; Priapulimorpha; Priapulimorphida; Priapulidae. Gene Ontology annotation, biological process: chloride transmembrane transport.
UAUGCAUGUACAGCAGGAUUAGCUACCUGUUCGACAAUGCAGGAACCGUCUUCUACGCGGUCUUCAUGUCCUUUUGGGCCGUCACGUUCCUCGAAUACUGGAAGCGUAAGAGCUCCAGCUUGGCCCAUCACUGGGACUGCAUGGACUUUGAGGAGGAAGAGGAAAGGCCGAGACCGGAGUUUGCCGCGCGCGCACCGUUCAUGGAGAAGAACCCGAUCACGGGAGUGAAGGAACCUCACUUCCCCUCCAGGACACGCCUGCCUCGCAUCCUCGUCGGCGUGGGCGCCAUCAUCGUCAUGAUGUGUCUGGUGUUUAUCUUCAUCGUCGCUGUGAUCAUGUAUCGCUGCAUUAUCACCGUGCCGCUAUUCCAAAACAAGCUAACCCGCUCACAAGCACCGACCAUCGCCAGUCUGAGCAGCGCAUGCGUCAAUCUCAUUCUCAUCAUGGCUCUCGGAAAGGUCUACGAGAAAUUGGCGCUAAAAUUGACGCAGUGGGAGGUCACCAAGAUAAAGCUCUGGUUCCAAGAGCGCAAGCUGAAGACGACGUUUAGUGCGGGAAGGAUGAAGACUCGCUGGGAAGAGGAUUAUCAGCUUAUUCCUAACGAAGGGCUCUUUGACGAGUAUCUAGAGAUGGUCUUACAGUUUGGAUUCAUAACGAUCUUCGUCGCUGCAUUUCCGCUGGCGCCAGUGUUCGCGCUCCUCAACAACUGGGUGGAGAUCCGGCUUGACGCUCACAAGUUCGUCUGCGAGACUCGCCGUACCGUGGCCGAGCGGUGCCAGAACAUCGGCAUCUGGUUCCACAUCCUCGACUCCAUCGCACAGAUCGCUGUCAUUAGCAACGCGUUCGUGAUAGCUUUCACGUCGGAGUUUUUGCCGCGGUUGCUCUACCAGUACGAGUACAGCUGGAAAAGCGAAUUCGAGAAUAACUUGACGUUCAAGGUCUUCAUCUUCCAAUUCGUCAACUUCUAUUCGUCCAUCUUCUACAUUGCGUUCUUCAAGGGAAGCCUUCCGCCUCCCACCCUCCUCACACUCCACCGUCGCUUCCGCCUGCGCCACCGCGCCUGA